AUGCGCUCUCGUCUCAAUGCUGCCGCGCAGCAAUUGACACCGCUCCAGUCCCUGAUAGCCCGAAGAUGGCGGCCACAAUGGGCUUGUCAGCACCAUCUGGCUUCACAACAGCCAUGGAUCCGCAACCUCGCGACCUCGAGCUCGAUCGGCAAGCAGGAUGAAAAACCAUACUAUGUCACCACGCCGAUAUUCUACGUCAAUGCCGCUCCUCAUGUCGGACACAUGUACACCAUGAUACUAGCGGACGUUCUAAAGAGAUGGCAAGUGUUGAAAGGCAGGAAAGCUAUCCUGCUGACGGGGACGGACGAGCAUGGCAUGAAGCUUCAGCGCGCAGCACAGAAAGCUGGCAUGGAGCCUCAAGAGUUCGUGGAUAAGGGAGCUGAAGUGUUCAAAACUCUUGCUGGGCAGGUGGGCAUCAGCAAUGACAUUUUCAUCAGGACUACGGACAAGGAGCACAAGGAGGGCGUGGAGUAUGCUUGGCAGAUGCUGGAGGAACGAGGGCAUGUGUACGAGAGCAGGCACGAAGGCUGGUAUAGUGUGUCUGAUGAGACAUUCUAUCCUGCUAGUCAGGUACAUCUCAUUGUGGAGCCAGAGACAGGGAGGAAGAUUAUGGCAAGCAUUGAGACUGGGAAAGAGGUCGAAUGGACAAGUGAAGCAAACUACCAUUUUCGAUUGGGUGAUUUUCGUGAGAAGCUGUUGCGCUUCUACGAAGAGAACCCGGACUACAUUGUGCCGAAGUCUAGGAUGGACGACGUUGUGCAUCAGGUCAAAGCUGGACUUGAAGAUCUCUCUAUCUCACGCCCUGCAGAGAGGCUGACGUGGGGUGUGAGAGUGCCUACAGACGAGUCGCAGACGAUCUACGUGUGGCUCGAUGCUUUACUCAAUUACGCGACAGCGGUGGGCUACCCAUUCACACCCGGCAAAGAACCUGCUACUGGCUUUCCGCCGGACGUGCAGGUCGUGGGCAAGGACAUUGUACGGUUCCACUGCAUAUAUUGGCCUGCCUUCCUCAUGGCGCUAGAUCUACCAAUUCACAAACAAGUCCUUACGCAUGCACACUGGACCCUUGGCAAGAAGAAGAUGGCCAAGAGCAGCGGUAAUGGAGUCAAUCCCUUCUUUGCUCUUGAACGCUUCGGCAUCGAUCCAUUGCGCUGGUACCUCAUCCACGAAGGCGGCAUAGCAGACGAUGCGGAUUAUGACAAUGCCUUCAUUAUCGAAAAGUACAAGAAGGGACUUCAAGGCGGACUUGGAAAUCUCCUGGCGCGGAUCAUGCGAGGUAAAGGAUGGGAUGUCGAACGCGCAGUCAAGCGCUUUGCACACCCGGAGGCGUCCACCGAGCCUCUCCUGUUGAAAGAGGGUGAUACUUCCACAGCCAAAUUUUACACCAAGUUACAGGCUGUGCCAUCACGAGUCGACGAGUCCAUGGUUCGCCUCUUGCCAAACAAGGCCUUACAGGAGAUCAUGAGACUCGUCUACGACACAAACAAUGUGCUGCAGCACCAAUCGCCUUGGACCCGCGUCACCCAGCUCCGCUCAGCAAUGGCCGACACCACAGGCCAAGAGCUCGAUGAUCUUCGACAAGCGGGCACAUCCAUCGAAGAGCUAGAAGCAGACAUCGACAGGAGCAUCUACUUGGCCGCCGAGGCUCUGCGGCUCGUCGGCAUCAUGCUUCAACCCUUCAUGCCCACAGCCUCAAAACGUCAACUCGACAUGCUAGGCGUGGCAGAAGAUCGGAGAAGCUGGGAAUGGUGUCAAGUCGGAAAAGACGACAACUUCGGUGUCCCAUUUCAUCAAAUCGGCAAAGGCGAGAAGGGACUUUUGUUCCCGCCACUGACCAGCGAUUUCUAGCUGUCCGCAUCAACGCAAAGACGAAGGCAAGAACCUGUAGCAUAGCCCUGCACCAAAGAAAUCCUCUCAGGUACAGAUAACACAGUAACAGUACUUUGUACACGCGACACCAA
Messenger RNA from Cercospora beticola, 1961 nucleotides. It is a transcript of the gene MSM1, whose product is annotated as methionine--tRNA ligase MSM1. Gene Ontology annotation, biological process: methionyl-tRNA aminoacylation. Gene Ontology annotation, molecular function: methionine-tRNA ligase activity; ATP binding. The record is from RefSeq and is a predicted model, not a curated record. NCBI's taxonomy places the organism in Eukaryota, Fungi, Ascomycota, Dothideomycetes, Mycosphaerellales, Mycosphaerellaceae.